UCCGUUGAUGUCAAGGGACUGCAUCAUCCUAGCGCUUGCCUUGUCUUUAUCGUAAUGGAUCAUGAUCUACUGCUGUCCGAUGACUUGGAGGGAUGUAUCUUCUUUGACCUGGUCCGCUUAUUCCCGACAACGGAGGCGUCCAGCACUGAGCCAUCACGAGGGGGCAGACGACCGCACACUGGAACCAUAAUGGACUCAUCCUCCCCAACUUGGCAGAACCGACCAACGCUCGACUACGAGGCAUCAGGAGCUAGUCUAAGUGGACAGUCCUUUACAAUGCCAUUGAUACACCCCCAAUUUAAGGAACAUCACGCCCUCUCCGUGCUUUCUCAACGCCUCAAUGAUGCGUAUGCCCAGGAAGUGUUCCGCCGGUGGCGAGCCCUUGAAAAGCCAGAGCCCAAAUGA
This is a messenger RNA of Protopolystoma xenopodis, 405 nucleotides long. NCBI's taxonomy places the organism in Eukaryota, Metazoa, Platyhelminthes, Monogenea, Polystomatidea, Polystomatidae. The record is from the annotation of a GenBank genome assembly.